AUAAGUAAUAAAAAACCAACUUCAAAACACGAAUUGGUGUGUGAAGGGAGAAACACCACCUACCUUAUCCUGAAGGACUCAAGGACAACGCAAUGCCCACUUUGAACCUCUUCACCAACAUCCCCGUGGAUCCUGUUAUUGCUUCCGACAUUCUCAGGGAUGCCACCAAAGUUGUUGCAAAAAUCAUCGGAAAGCCCGAAUCCUAUGUGAUGAUUUUGUUGAAUGGUGGAGUGCCUAUUGCAUUUGGUGGGACUGAAGAGCCGGCUGCCUAUGGAGAACUGAUAUCAAUUGGCGGACUUGGUCCAAGUGUUAAUGCAAAACUGAGUUCUACUAUUGCACAAAUCCUUCAAACUAAACUAUACAUUGAUAGCUCCAGAUUCUACAUCAAAUUUUAUGACUCGGAGCGCUCAUUUUUUGGGUUCAAUGGCUCAACCUUCUGAUCAGUCUUUCACAUACUUGGGCAGUUUCUCAAGGAAAAAAUAUAUUUCAUCUUUCUGUGGAUUAUUACAAAUUUGUAUGCGUAAUUGUUGUGAACGAAUACAUUUGAUACAUGAAAAAUCGGAAAAUGAUCCUUUUGUGUCAUUUUCAUCUUUUCAAGAUUCAUCAAUUUA
Molecule: messenger RNA, 611 nt
Organism: Medicago truncatula (barrel medic)
Lineage: Eukaryota; Viridiplantae; Streptophyta; Magnoliopsida; Fabales; Fabaceae
Product: macrophage migration inhibitory factor homolog
Exons: 3
Coding region: 93-440 (115 amino acids)
Molecular function (GO): phenylpyruvate tautomerase activity
Source: RefSeq, a predicted model, not a curated record